GAGUUGGUUCAAGAUCCCAGCAAGAGUUUGCCCCGUGUGCCGGUGCCGGUUGUUCCGUGGUUUAACUUCCUGUUUUCCCACUUGCGCUUCGAUUCGUUUUUUGUUGCCGAAAGCAAGUGGAAUCUGGGUGGAAAGAAGUUAGUUUGGUUCGUUAGUUAUUUUUUUUUGUCGUUAAAGUUUCGGGGGGAGAUUUUCCACGGGUCUGCUCGUAGUUAACGGUCAUUUCCUGGCCCUUUUUUCGUUUUGCGGGAACCUUCAAUGGAAAGUUUUCCACUCCCUGCCUGCUAGAUUGAUUGUUGAGGGCCCCGGUCAGGUCAGAUUUUGAAACCCCCGAAAGAUUCGUUUUUUUUGCUUUUCUUUUGUCGUCGAUCUGUCAUUUUUGUGACGACCGUUUAUGCGAACGUUCUGUCAAUUUGAAAUUCGCCACAACAGAAAACCGGUCGGAAGGAAGCAGAAGAAGAUUGUUUUGUGCGCCUACAGCCCGUUGAGAGCGAGUGAGUGAGAGCUAGAACGGCACCAGCAAGAAGGUGGAAAGAAUAAGAGGCCAUCCGCAGCAGCAGCAGCAGAAGGUCCUUGCAGGGCUCGCCGAGAACAUAAAGGUGCCAAAAAUCGCAGCCGCCGAUCCAGACUUCCGUUGAGCUGGUCCGGAAUCCGGAAUAAAUUUUCAAGUUAGAGUGAAACACGGGUUGACAAGCAAGCGCGGAAGAUGAGUUCCGUCAAACCAGACGACAAGGCUAGCGACAUCCCGGAGAAGCUGUACGAUGCCAGCUCCAAAAAGACGUACAAGAGGCUGCGGUUCUUCGGCAAGGGCGGCUUCGCAAAAUGCUACGAGAUCAUGGACGUGGUUUCGGGCGAGGUGUUCGCCGGCAAGAUCGUCUCGAAGAAGCUGAUGAUGAAGCACAACCAAAAGGAGAAAAUGACCCAGGAGAUCACGAUCCACCGGUCGCUGAACCACAAGAACGUCGUCGGCUUCCACAGCUACUUUGACGAUCCGCAGAACAUCUACAUCGUGCUGGAGCUGUGCAAGAAGCGGUCGAUGAUGGAACUGCACAAGCGUCGUAAGAUCAUCACCGAUUACGAGUGCCGGUACUACAUCCACCAGGUGCUGACGGGAGUCAAGUAUUUGCACGACAAGCACAUCAUCCACCGGGAUCUGAAGCUGGGCAAUCUGUUCCUGAACGACGAGCUGCACGUCAAGAUCGGUGACUUUGGGCUGGCCACCAAAAUCGAGUACGAAGGGGAACGCAAGAAGACGCUGUGCGGAACGCCGAACUACAUCGCGCCGGAGAUUCUGAACAAGAAGGGCCACAGCUACGAGGUCGACAUCUGGUCGAUCGGUUGCGUCAUGUACACGCUGCUCGUUGGCCAGCCACCGUUCGAGACCAAGAGUCUGAAGGAUACGUACACAAAGAUCCGCAAGUGCGACUACCGCAUCCCGACGACCUUGCGGUCGACGGCGGCCGAAAUGAUCUGCUCGAUGCUGCAGUCCGAUCCGAUCAAGCGACCGAACGUCACUUCGCUGUUUGAUUUCGAGUUCAUCACCGGCAGUUACAUUCCCAGCUCGCUUCCCAUUUCCUGUCUCACGAUGGCGCCCCGCGCUGACCAGCUCGAGAACGCGGACCGCAUGGGUAGGAAACCACUGUCCGAAGUUAACGACGACACCCGGUUCGAGUCGUCGUUCCUCAAGAACAACCUGCACGAUGCCAUCACCGCUUCCGGAACCAUGUCGCGUCACAACGAGGGCUACCGAACCGACAUCGAGAACCUGUACAAGGAACUGAGCAAACUGAUUGCCUCGAAGCCGCCGAAGCUGGCGGUCAAUCUCGACGAUGAAAACACCGAUCCGGCGGUGCAGCCCCUGUUCUGGGUGUCCAAGUGGGUCGACUACAGCGACAAGUACGGCUUCGGGUAUCAGCUGUGCGACGAAGGCAUGGGCGUCAUGUUCAACGACACCACCAAGCUGAUCAUGCUCGCCAACGGACUCAAUGUCCACUUUAUCGAUAAGGAGGGCACCGAGACGUACAUGGACAUUCACAACUACCCGCCGCAGAUGGAGAAGAAAAUGAAGCUGCUGUCGUACUUCAAGCGCUACAUGACGGAACACUUGGUGAAAGCCGGUGCCGCCGCGGUCAACGUAGAAAGCGACCAGCUUUCGCGUAUUCCCCAUCUGCACACCUGGUUCCGCACGAUGUGUGCGGUCGUGAUGCAUCUGACCAACGGAACCGUCCAGCUCAACUUCUCCGACCACCAGAAGAUCAUCCUGUGUCCGCUGAUGCGAGCCGUCACGCUCAUGGACAGCAACAAGCACUUCCGGACGUACCGGUUCUCCACCAUCCAGGAGCAGGGCUGCUCGAGUGACCUGUACCAGAAGAUCCGAUACGCCCACGAGAAGCUGAAGAAACUGCUCGAGAAGCUCACCUAAGCGCAUCGGAAUCGGAUUAAAUUAGCUUAGUUUCAUACCGCCGCCACCCCCCUUCCCCCCUCACGCCCUGUGUUAAAGUUGAUGCUGAGCGCGACUCGGCCAGAGGUCCGCAUCAAAAUAUUUGACUGUUUUUUUUACACACUUCGCGAUGCCACUUUUGCUGGCGAUCGCGCGCGAUACAAGAGAGAAAGAAAGAGAGAACUGCCUAGGUGUGUCGAGAAAGCGAGAGCGAAAGAACGAGAAAGAGAGUAUACUUUUUUUUUAGUUAACGGAUGACAUUAUCUUUAGUAUGUUUGUUUAAGUAAGGUUAUGACAUUUUUUUGCUUCGUAAUAAAACACAAAUGUUCAAGAGAAAAAAUGGGCACGCUUUUCAUGCUUGAGAACCGCGCGGCCGGAAGCGCCAGUCGAACUUAACUUAAAACAGUGAUGAAU
Culex pipiens pallens (northern house mosquito) is the source of this 2854-nucleotide messenger RNA. It is a transcript of the gene polo, whose product is annotated as serine/threonine-protein kinase polo. Gene Ontology annotation, molecular function: protein serine/threonine kinase activity; protein binding; ATP binding. The record is from RefSeq and is a predicted model, not a curated record. Bases 707 to 2422 code for a protein of 571 amino acids. NCBI's taxonomy places the organism in Eukaryota, Metazoa, Arthropoda, Insecta, Diptera, Culicidae. Gene Ontology annotation, biological process: protein phosphorylation; mitotic cell cycle; regulation of cytokinesis. The transcript has 6 exons. Gene Ontology annotation, cellular component: spindle pole; nucleus; centrosome.